This is a messenger RNA of Trachymyrmex septentrionalis, 1217 nucleotides long. Its product is annotated as serpin B4-like. The coding region runs from base 19 to 1173 and encodes 384 amino acids. NCBI's taxonomy places the organism in Eukaryota, Metazoa, Arthropoda, Insecta, Hymenoptera, Formicidae. Gene Ontology annotation, molecular function: serine-type endopeptidase inhibitor activity. The record is from RefSeq and is a predicted model, not a curated record. The transcript has 4 exons.
CUAAAAAUUAUAUCAAAGAUGUUAACAGACGCUCGCUUCAAAUUCGCCCUUGAAUGCCUGAAGAAGUGUAUCAUGAUGGAGCCGAAAACAAAUUUUUUUUUUAGCCCGCAUCUCUUAUAUCAUAGUCUACUCUUGGCAUAUUUCGGUGCUCUCUAUGAUUUGGAAUUUACUCUUGGACAGAUUCUCUAUAUUCCUGAUAGCACAUCAAAACGCACUGUUGAAGAAUAUUAUAAGAAUGGAGGAGUCAAUGAUUUUUGUUACAUAAAAAAUGGAUCCGAGAACUCCUAUACGUGUCGAAUUUAUUAUAAAAUUAUAAUUGAUAGCUCAAAAGGGUUAUUUAUCGAUACACUGAAUUUACAUGCAGCUACCAAUGCUGUGAAGGAAUGCAAUUUCAAAAUCGCUCCCUACCUCGUGAGGGAUUUCAUCAAUAAUAUUGUUACAUGCACGACGCAAAACUGCAUAAAAAAUUUGUUACCACCGUUCAGUAUCGAUGAAGAUACUGAAAUAAUCAUGUUGAAUACGAUAUACUUUGAGGGUCAAUUUGACCAAGAUUAUAAUGUUGAAGUUCAUAAUGAUGACAAGGAUAUUGGAAUUCUAGCCAAACACAUUAACUACUCAUUCGAUCAACUAGACGUAAUUAUUACAGAGGUGCCUUGCAAAGAAAAUAUGAUAUCAACGUUUUACUUCUAUCCAUCAUACCAGUCGGAGUUGGAGAAUAAUUUGAUAGAGGUUCAAAAAGUGAUCAAAUUGAUAGAACAACUAACGACCGAAGAAGGAUCUCGGGAACUUCGUAAAUUGCUAGAUAAUGGGAUACAAGAAAUGAGCAUGGUGUUUCCAUUUGUAAUCAGCAAUACCACGAUCGAGUGUGACGUGCCAAUAUGUAAAUUAUUAGACAUGUUGGGCAUUCCAGAUUUUACACCCGAUUUAAGUACGGCCGAACUACAUGAUUAUUCUGAAAGCGUGAAACUUGGUGAUGUCAUGCAUCGCGUCAGUGUUAACCUGAAAGAUAAUAAUAUCAUGGCGUCCGCGAGUAACGUAAUGUUCACUUACAAUAUGUGUAAACACGAGCAAAAAAUGCCCGAGAUUGUGAAUGUUAAGUUCCCUUGUAUCUGCCUGGUUUACGAUAGAUCACAUCACAACAUCCUUUUCUGUGGCAUGUUAUGGGAAAGCUAACUGAAAGUAAAAUCGCAGAUAUUUCUGCAUUUUUAUGAAGAAGA